This is a messenger RNA of Plectropomus leopardus (leopard coralgrouper), 1475 nucleotides long. The record is from RefSeq and is a predicted model, not a curated record. NCBI's taxonomy places the organism in Eukaryota, Metazoa, Chordata, Actinopteri, Perciformes, Serranidae.
GUCCGUAUGGAGAGAGAGACGACCAGCAGGUGUUCAUCCAGAGAGUCGUACCGGACACCGAUAAACUCUACGUCAGACUGUCGUCCAACGGGAAGAGGGUGUGUGAGGUGCGUUCGGUGGACAGCACCUCCAUCACGGCCUUUAUGGUUCACGAGUGCGAGGGCUCGAGUCGCAUCGGCUCUCGGCCCCGUCGCUACCUGUUCAGUGGCCAUGGCAACGGCAGCAUCCAGAUGUGGGACCUGACGACCGCCAUGGAGAUCGCCGGCAAGGUGGACAUCAGAGCGCUGGGCGGGCCGACGGAGGAGGAGCUGCUGGAGCUGUUGGACCAGUGCGACCUGGCUCUGACCAGGACGCCUGACAGCACGCCGCGAGCCUCCACCUGCAGCCUUCACUCUCAGCUCAGCGACGUCUUCAGGACGGAGCGUCUCCACUCUGCAGGAGGACGAGGAGCCGGAGCUUCUGGUUCGUCAGCGUCGUUGUGCGGCAGCCUCCCCCGGCAGGCUCCGCCCCCCGUGCCACUCACCAAACCUGUCCGUGACUCCUCCCUUCCUGGGACGCAGAUCCUCGCCAUCCCCGCCUACGCCCACAACUCUGCCUCCAACCCAAGCGCCAGCCCGCGGCCCCUCAGUCACCAGGACCGGGACAGAGACUGGGGGUCCGUGCGUAGGGGGAGCUUCGUGGAGCGCUGCCAGGAGCGCGCCAAAGGUUCAGAGUCUGCGGCGGCAGCGGUGGCCUCUGGCUUUGGCGUCCCGGCGGGGCCAGAGAGCAUGAGGCGGAGCUUAGCCGUGUGCACCGAGUUAGAGGCCAGAUUCGGCGUCAGGACACCGACCACCUUUUCUGUGACGCCCGCUGCACGCCACUCCCCAGGAACGCCUUCAUCCUUAUCGUCAUCGUCACCAUCUUCCUCGUCUUCAUCACACCGCAGGGCCACACCCACUCCCCCAACAAGCCCCGCCUCAGCCACAGUGAGCCCGACCCAGUCUCAGGCGCCAGCCUCACCCCGCCGCAGCGCCGCCACGUCUCCUGCUGAUGUCCCAGCUUCACCUGAGAGUCCGGCCAGCCCGGAGAGCCCCGCCGCCGCCGGCCCGCCCACCAGCCCAAAACCACACAUGAAUGAGACCAGCUUCUGAUUGGCUGCUCAGACCGAGACCAGCUUCUGAUUGGCUGCUCAGACCGAGACCAGCUUCUGAUUGGCUGCUCAGACCGAGACCUUGUGGACGUUUAACUUCUUCUUCUUCUACUUCCUGUCCCCGCAGACGGGGUUUGGAUGAACGUCUGAACAGCUGGCAGGUUUGUGACGUCAUCAGUAGCCAAUCAGCCGUCGGACUGAGCUCCGUUUCCACAAAGUCACUCAGCUGAUCGUCUGAUCGAUAUCCGAACAUGAUCAAUAAAUCCGAUGACGGCAGAUUUGCCACCAAUUCUCAAACUUUAUCUUUGUUUUUUGUAGCUUUUUUAUAACCAACAGAACAAACGCU